GCGGCCCGCGGACGAACAGUAAGCAAAGCAAAGGCUCCGUGAACACCGACAGAUCACCGGCGGACGAUCACGUGCAGAACCAGCAGCUGUGCCCGUACCGUCUACGGUCACCACGUUUCGCGUCGUGCUAUUCGUUAGUGUGUUUGAAGUGGUGCGUGGGUACCGAGGGAAUAUUGAAUGAAAGUGCGUUAAAUUUGUGUUCUAUAGCGAGCAGCGAGCUGGGAAGCGAAUUGUGUACUACUCUACGCUCCAAGUGCUCCACUCGGUGGUUGUUUUAGUGUUUCUUGGUUGGUACUUGAACGGCGUAAAAGCGUCAUCGUCGGCAGGCGUUGAUACACUGCGCAAGUAGAUCUUUUAUUCCGGAGUGAGUUCUGGCCCGCGUACGAUCGCAUCGAGGGUAGCACAAGUAACAAGGUCAAGGGUUCUGGAAGGAUCGCUAGAUCCGGAGCGUGGAGCGAUGAUCGAUUAAGGCAAAGGAAAGAAGCAAUUGGUAAAACACGUACAAACAACACCCAUUUACAAAACAUUAUGUGAGUUUUGCGCUACGGUUCAUUUGGAGGUGGUGGUCCUUCGGGUAUCCUUCACGCAAACGUUCGCAAACGCUCCCAGUGAGUAUCUCCCAGUGGCGCCCAGUUGCCCCAGUAUAAAAUAUCGGAUCCUUAUCGGUCGCGUUAGUGUUUACCGAUAACCGUGUGGCGGUGUUUUCUCUCGACGCAAAAAACGACGCAAUCGAGCCGUUCCUAGCACGCUUCAAGAUGAAGCUGCAUUCGCUGUACGUGUCGCUGGUGUGCCUGUGCACUUUUGUUACGGUCGUGAUAGCGCAAAAUGUGGCUACCGAUGGGGCGACGGUACCGACCGUCAAUGUGACGCCACCGCCCCCACGGGAACCGUUGCUCAACGAAACAGAAUUGGUCGAUCUGAACCUGAUCAGCAGCAGCACGGCGUUACAAACCGUGACACAGCCCUCAACAACCACUGUGGCCGUAUCCUUCGUGCCGGUAGAGAGUACCAGUACAACGGCCACGCCGGAAGGGAUGUCCACUACGCAAGGAACAAUGUCCCCGGAGGAGAUACAGAAGUUGCUGCUGCCUCCGGCCACAGUAGAGGCCGACAUCUUGCACGUGAACGUUACGAGCGAUAAUCGGCCGAACGCUAAAUCUAGCAGCAAAGAAUCCGACUGUCCCACGCUGGAAGGAGCAGAUCACCUGUCACAGACCCAACUUCUUACGAGAUUAACCCACGUCUGUCGGUACGAUCGGUUGGAGCGUCCCAAGCGAGAAUCUGUCAACGGUACAAAUGGACCGGUAAAAGUGUACGCCCGUGCCUACAUAUACUUCAUGCAAAACUUAGAAGCUCACGAUUUGCAAUUUAAAAUUCACGCCCUGCUACAGUUCCGGUACGUCGAUCCACGAUUAGUAUUCCGGGAAGUGGCACCGAACCGAACGAAACCGAUCAUGGGCGAACAGUCGCUGCGUGAUCUGCUCUGGGUGCCGCACGUCUUCCUAGCGAACGAGCGCAGCUCCGACAUACUGGGCACGGCCGAGAAGGACAUUCUUACCUCGAUCUCACCGGACGGUACGGUGAUCGUAUCGACGCGCAUCAGUGCCACACUCUACUGCUGGAUGAAUCUGCAAAAGUUCCCGUUCGAUGAGCAACACUGCUCAACGGUUCUGGAGAGUUGGAUGUACAAUGAGGACGAUUUAGUAUUGCUUUGGGAGCAUAAGUCCCCCGUUACACUAGCACCAGAGCUGCAUCUCACCGAGUACGUGCUGCUGGAGAUGUUCACCAACGAGACAGUCAUUAAUGCGGAUUUAAGCGAUCUUCGCCAUGGAGCUUUCGCUGGAAACUACAGUUCGCUCAGCUUCACCGUCCAUCUGGCACGCGAAAUGGGCUUCUACAUGAUGGACUACUUCAUCCCAUCGAUCAUGUUGGUCGCGAUCUCGUGGGUAACGUUCUGGCUGCAGGCCGAUCAGUCAGCACCGCGCAUCACGCUCGGUACCAGCACGAUGCUGACGUUCAUUACGCUAGCCUCCGCCCAGGGCAAAACGCUCCCGAAGGUCAGCUACAUUAAGGCGUCGGAGAUCUGGUUCCUGGGCUGCACCGGUUUCAUCUUUGGCAGUUUGGUAGAGUUUGCGUUCGUCAACACAAUCUGGCGCCGAAAGCGUAACGUGGAGGUGAAGAAGGUUAACAGCAAGCAUGUCCUGAAGCAAGCGAUCACACCACGCCCGGCACGGAAGGACAUGAGCGGGCUGCACAAAUCCCAUUCCUGCACCUCGCUGGCCGAUUCGGCCACUACCGUUUCGGCUAACUCCUUCAACAACUACCUUACGGUGCAUUCCAUCCCGCAGAAAAGCCCUAGUUCUGCCACUCUGCCGAUCAUUUCCACGACGGACGCGGACCGUGCAGUAACCGACACCGUAACGAUCCAGAUCGAGGGCCAACCGAACAAUGUGAAUGGAAACGGUUGGACCACUAUGACGCCACAGGAGGUAGCCAUCUGGAUCGAUAAACGAUCCCGCUUCGUCUUCCCGAUCGCGUUUGUGAUCUUUAACAUUUUCUACUGGACGUUCGUGUAUUACGUGUGAAAAAGGACCACUGUUGGACAACGAACGAGCAGCAAGAAUGUCUUACCAGUCAUUGUGUAUGUUUUUUUUUAAAAAGCAUACCAUUCCGCACAACCGAUACACGGAUAGUAUUAUGCUGCGAGUCAACGCGUGCAGCCUCUUGCCCUGUUGAGGGGUUUUUAUUUUGUUUGUACUGCAACUUCGUAGCACACACAUACCUACCGAAGAUUAAACACUUAGCAAUUAUUAUUUAUUUAAACGACGUGCCUAAGACCUACUGUGCAUAGUUAUGUGAAAAAUAAAUCCUUUUACUUGUAAGUUUGAACCGAA
Molecule: messenger RNA, 2894 nt
Organism: Anopheles moucheti
Lineage: Eukaryota; Metazoa; Arthropoda; Insecta; Diptera; Culicidae
Product: pH-sensitive chloride channel 2
Exons: 7
Coding region: 756-2585 (609 amino acids)
Biological process (GO): signal transduction; chloride transmembrane transport; nervous system process
Cellular component (GO): neuron projection; synapse; membrane
Molecular function (GO): chloride channel activity; transmembrane signaling receptor activity; neurotransmitter receptor activity
Source: RefSeq, a predicted model, not a curated record